AUGUGCGACGAGGAAGAGUAUUUCGAGAUGAACUUUUGUAAAAUGAAUGCAGUUCCGUUUGGUGUCGCCACGAUCUACAGAGACUCGCUUCCCUGGCAACUCAUUGUCGCCGACUCCCAUCGAGUAUCUAGCUUGGAAUUCGACUCCGACGAGUUGAUCGAAUCCAAGCCCGGCGCGGUGAAAUGCUGGGACUCCAACAUUUUGUUCGAUCUUGACAUGGAAUACCUCUCUGACAACUCAACGACAAUAACUUCGCUAUCAACUGGCACUUUCGAUCUCAAUCGGGAGGGAAAUCUCCAGAAUAUCAUCGUCGGCGUUCUGUUUACGAAACGAAAUCCAAACUCGCAUACGUACAAAACCUCGUUGCCUUUCAAUUUCGCUGAUUUUCAAACAUUCCUUUGGCUGAUCCAAAAGCAUGCAGGCGAGCAUCUAAAUGUUUUUAUAAUGCUGUCGAACCAAGGCUACGGCGUUUUCGAGCAUCGAUCCAAGCAGUUCUACCAACUCGAUACUUUCAAGAUGGACAAAUGGUUUCCCGAACUCCAGUUGAAAAACAAGAGCAAAAAGGUCCGACCUCCAAUUGCGAUGGACAUCUGGUUCGAUCGAGCCCUCGGUUUGCGCUAUACAUGCACCGGGGAUGAAGAUGGUACUCUCAGUCUUUCUGUCGUGAAAGUCGAUAGUGACGGGGCGGAGGCUAAAGAAGAACAUGUCAGAAAGUUUUCUGCUCCCAUCGCGCAAGUAACAUUCGUCGCUCCGGGUCAUUUACUAGUCGCUGCAACUUGGGAAGGCGCGGUGAUGUACUUCGACUACGAUGUCAACGGCCUUAGCAAAGGAAUCAUGGUCGAGGAUUCGAUGAAUCACGACGCCGUCACGUCUAUUUCUCCCAUUGAAAGACUAGUACCAGACGAAGAAUGGAAAGGCCACCAUGAAUGCCUUCGCUACAUCAUUACUUCUCUCGAAGAGACAAUCGGGAGCAAACUCGACCACAUAACCGCCAAUGCGUUGAUGGAUAAAGACAACGAAAGUCUCUACAAUCUCGCUGAAAUUCUCCUUGGCGUUUUAGACAUCUCUGAAGACGAACAAUCGCUGCUCGAAAAACAAGAACACAAUACAGAAAGCUGUGACACGGAAGAAUUGAUGAAGAUCGAGAGUGGCAACACGCUUGGAUUGCAAGAAACGCCGCACGAAUUUGCGCUUGAGGAAUCUGAACUUCCGCUCAGUCCGAUUCCAGAUAUUUCCACAAAUGACGGUCCAAGAUCUCGCUUCCCUGAAGUGGUAAACUCUUCCUUUUCUGGCUCCGAGAUCGUCUCUGUCGACAUUCCUAUCAAGCAAAUCGACUCAUCGCGCAGUCACAAGACGGAUUCUUCAAAACCCUCGCUCAUGCGCAAAAUCGAAUCGCGCAUCAAAGAAACAAAGUCGAAUCAGUGCACACUAAAGCCACAAAUGGUCUCGCAGAACAAUCUCACGGUCAACGAUGUCGAGUGGACAGAAACCUCCAAAGACACAAGGACAUCCGUCUCCAAUCAGAAACUCAGGCAUCAACGAGAUUCAACCGCAAACACGCUUGAGAGAUUCGAAAGCGCCAUCGUUGAAAAAGACGGAGAAAAUGAGGAAGAAGAACGGACCCUUGUUGAGCCAGAAAUUCAAAAUGCCACAACAACGGUGUCACCAAGAGAAGUCGCGCCAUCUUCACCGCUUCCUGCUCAGAGAACUCCGCCUAUGCCCGUUCCAGUUACUCCCGCAAAAUACGUUUCGUUGGAUUCCUCACUUGCUAUUUCCGAUCAUGAAGAACUCGGAGUCGGUCAAGCACCGACUCUGGACAAGAACGACUCUGAUUCUAUCGCGCAAAUUCUAAACUCGUUGAAGAACACGGUCGACAAGUCAAAACAAGCGAGAAACGACUUUGAGCAUCAAAAGAAAAUCUACGAAUUAAGUCGAACCGAUUCGGAAGAAACUGCAAAUCUUUGUCUGAGCACCGACCUGGAAGAUCUCUAUCCGAAUAAAAGAACCAGCAAAAAGCUAAAAGAGCGUCCGGAAAAAACCUUCAAAAGGGAUGUCCUCGAGCGAGAAGAAGCACUUGAGCGACUGAAGCAGCAACUGUACGCUGGAGACUUGGAAGCGCAACUCCUUGAUUUGGAGCUGAAAGAAAAAGAAAAAAUCAAACAGAUGAAGUCCGAAAUAUCCCCAAGAAUCGAAGAGGUCGAUUUGAAUAGUGCUCCUUGUCCAGUACCAUCUGGUAGAUCGGCACCACGGGUUCAAAAACAACGAGCAAAGCAAGUGUCAAAGCCGACAAUUAUUGAUGAGCUUCCAGUCUCACUCGAUCAGGCGACGAUUAAACGACUCUGUGACAAACAAGAGCAGCAAGCGAUUUUGCUGCACAAGGAACAGCAUCAGUACGAUCAGCGGCUUAGAACGAAAAACAACAGAAUCUCAAGUCUCAAACAGCGUCAAGCUCUUCUCAACGAUAUCCAAGCGAAGGAAGAAGCAGCUGACAAGCGAAUUCGCGAAAUCAAGGAGAACAAGGAGCGAGAAAACCAGUUCAAACGCGAGGUCCAAGUCAAGCGCCAAAACAACGCUAGAAUCAAGCGAUACUUCGAGCAGUACAAAACCGGGCUCAAGAAAACGCUCGUUUCUCAUCGCCACAAAGAGGAGAGAAUGCUGAAAGAGAUCUUCAACGAGGGAUUGAGUAUCCAAAAGGAGCGAAUUCGAGAACUGCGAAAAUAUGCGAAAGAAAUGCGCGCAAAAGAGGAUGAAGCACGCCAGAAAGAGCUCGACGCGAUCGAGACACACUACAGCAAUCAAUUCGAACUUCUGGCUGACGAGAUGCGAGAACAGAAGGAGCAAAUCAAAGCCAGCCAAAAAGACAGUAAGCGGCAGCUUGACAAGGUCAAAAAAGCGCUGAGAAGUCAACUUGAAGGCGAAAUUCAAGAACUUCACGAAGCGAUAGUCCGCGAAAACGAAUCAACCUUUUACCGAGACAUCGAGGAAGACCGACUCAAGAAGCAAAUCAGAAUGGCCAACUUCCACCAAAAAGUCAAAAGAGCCUCAAAAUCCUAA
Molecule: messenger RNA, 3054 nt
Organism: Oikopleura dioica
Lineage: Eukaryota; Metazoa; Chordata; Appendicularia; Copelata; Oikopleuridae
Source: the annotation of a GenBank genome assembly